AUGUCCAAUGUGCUGGAAGAAGCUGAUAUUGGUGACUUUGAUUUUGAUGAUCUCCUGGAGGAUAAUGUGCAUGAUCAGCAACAUGAGGAGAAUGAACAGGAGGAUAAUGCGCGUGAUCAGGAACAAGAGGAUCAAGAAGAUGAAGGUAGUGAACAGAAUGAUAGUGAUAUUGAUUUUAUUGUUGAUGAGGAUAAUGCCAUGGUAGAUCCUGAGGUUGAUAUGACAGAUUAUAGGUUGAACAUUGAUUUAGAAGUAGAAGACAAUAUGGUAGGCAAUAAUCAUCAGGAUGUAGACUUGGGAGAUGAAGUGUUAGAUAAUGAUAAGUUUCAAAGUGGCUCAGAUUCUAAUGAUGUUCAGACUAACAUUAGGAGACACCACCUAAGAACCAUUAGAAUGGAACAUGAAAACUUGGUAAAUCUUUACUUAGGCCAGGUAUUUAGUACCAAACAAGAAAUCAAGAAGCUGAUUAAAAAGUAUGUUGUAGAAAAUACGAGGUGUAUUAAGAUUGUGAAGGAUGAUAAUACAAGGGUAAGGGCAGUUUGUCAUGGUAUGCUACCAGAUUUUGAGGUUGAUGAUAGUGGUGUCCAUAUUGAUACUCAAAGAAGCAGAAGAGGGAAAGAAAAGGUGGCAGAUGUGCAAAGUAAAGGAAAAGGGAAAGAAAAGGUGGCAGGUGUGCAAGGUAAAGGUAAAGGGAAAGGCAAAGGCAACAUCAAGGGUUCUAAAGUAAACAAAAAAGACAAGGGGGGGGGGCGGAAGUGA
Molecule: messenger RNA, 759 nt
Organism: Helianthus annuus (common sunflower)
Lineage: Eukaryota; Viridiplantae; Streptophyta; Magnoliopsida; Asterales; Asteraceae
Exons: 2
Coding region: 1-759 (252 amino acids)
Source: RefSeq, a predicted model, not a curated record